AUGCCAUCUGAUAAAUUGGAAAAGAAGUUGCAGUUGCAAACCAAGUCAGAUGCAACGACAAUGCCACCCUCGAUCUUGACGAGGAACAUCACACCUCCUAUUGGCAACCCACAGAGAGUGACAACAAACGCAUCAACCCUGCUGUUGCCAGCGUCUCCUGCUCCUGCAAGCAAUUCACUAGAGCAAUUACAAUCACUAGAGCAAUCACAAUUUGACAAUAAAAGGGCAACUGUCAUUGUUCCCGGAAUUUCUCAUUUCAAGGGCGCCGAAAAGAUUCAUUCUGACUCAGUGAUACCAACAAUCAGCUCAUUUGACAAGCUGCUUAACACGAAGAAUGAGUCGGACAAGAACAUUUCGAAUUCGCCUACCGAGUUUCUGCAUCACAAAUCGCCAUCGGUUCAUGCUCAUUUCGAUGUGGACGAAGAGUUGAGACGAAAUAAAAUGGGCAACAGAUCAAGAAGCGGCUCGGCAUCUAACAACCCGCUCUUUCUUUCAUUUUCCAGAGAUGGAAGCAAAAGCCAGGAAAGCUUCAAUAAGGAAAACCAAACCGGCGCGUCAUUUUCAUUGUCAGCCGAUCCAACUAAACUGCAGCAAGCUUUGAAUUCGAAUUUAAAUUCAAAUUCGAAACCUAGCCCAGAGCAGAAUUCCAAUAUUGACCCACGACUUCCACAAGACGAUGGUAAAAUCCACAUAUUAUUUGGUAUUUGUGGAGCACUUUCAGCUGGCAAAAUCAAGCUGAUAAUAGGCAAGAUUUUUGAGAUAUAUACACCAGAAAAGGUUGCAAUUCAGUUGAUAAUGACUAAAUCAAGCGAGAAUUUUCUUUUACAAGAAAGCUUGAACAUCUUGGAAAAUAAAGGGAUUAGGAUCUGGAAAGAUUCAGAUGAAUGGACAACGUGGAAAACAAGGCUGGAUCCUGUUUUACACAUAGAAUUACGCAGAUGGGCUGAUAUACUUGUCAUUUGUCCCUUAACCGCAAACACCUUAUCCAAAAUAUCUUUAGGAUUGUGUGAUAACUUAUUGACAAAUGUAAUACGAGCAUGGAAUACUUCGUAUCCAAUUUUGCUUGCUCCAGCAAUGGGGAGUUAUUCAUACAAUGCAAUUACUACAAAGAGACAAUUGAGACUCAUAGCUGAAGAAAUGCCGUGGAUCGAAGUUUUAAAGCCACUGGAGAAAGUAUUUGGCAGUUAUGGUGACAUAGGUAUGGGAGGUAUGAUGGAUUGGAAUGAAGUUGUAAACAAGAUUGUUUUGAAAUUAGGAGGAUAUCCUGAUGUUGAAGAGGAUGAUGAAGAAGAGGAGGGUGAUAUCGACGACGACAAUGAUAUCAAGCAGAACUCAGAUAAGGAGCGAAGCGCGGUGCAUGAUGAUGAUGAUGAUGACGACGACGACGAGGAGGAGGAGGAGGAUGACGAGGAAGAUGACGAUGACGAUGAUGAUGACGAUCAAGAUGACUCCUAG
This is a messenger RNA of Lodderomyces oxycetoniae, 1455 nucleotides long. RefSeq names its product phosphopantothenoylcysteine decarboxylase complex subunit. The transcript has a single exon. Gene Ontology annotation, biological process: coenzyme A biosynthetic process. Lineage: Eukaryota; Fungi; Ascomycota; Pichiomycetes; Serinales; Debaryomycetaceae. Gene Ontology annotation, molecular function: phosphopantothenoylcysteine decarboxylase activity; FMN binding. The coding region runs from base 1 to 1455 and encodes 484 amino acids. The record is from RefSeq and is a predicted model, not a curated record. Gene Ontology annotation, cellular component: phosphopantothenoylcysteine decarboxylase complex.